GAAAUUAAGCAGCAACGAACACAGGCCUCCCCUUAGGACACGUGACCUUACUCCUUUCCGUUUUGUUGUAAGAGUCAGUAAAAGGAGUUGAUGGCAGUUUUAAUAGCAAGUCACCAUGGAGAAAAGGACAAGCUGCAGUGUGCAGACAUCUACAAACUGUGACAACUCUCUGGAAAUACUGAAUUCUGCCCACCAAGCUACAGGAGCUGUGCAAAUGAGAAUCAAAAAUGCCAACAGCCACCAAGACAGGCAGAGCCAAACUAAAUCCAUGAUCCUCACCGAUGCUGGGAAGGUCACUGAACCUAUUUCCCGGCACAGAAGGAAUCAUUCACAGCAUGUGUUGAAAGAUGUCAUUCCACCACUAGAACAUCCAAUGGUUGAAAAAGAAGGGUAUCUUCAAAAAGCCAAAAUUGCAGAUGGAGGAAAGAAACUAAGGAAAAACUGGUCUACUUCCUGGAUUGUUCUUUCUGGUCGAAAAAUUGAAUUUUACAAAGACUCCAAGCAGCAAGCUCUUCCUAACAUGAAAACCAGGCACAACGUGGAAAGUGUGGAUUUGUGUGGUGCACAUAUAGAAUGGGCCAAAGAAAAAUCAAGCAGAAAGAGUGUCUUUCAGAUCACAACAGUGUCAGGAAAUGAGUUCCUUCUACAGUCAGAUAUUGACUUCCUCAUAUUGGAUUGGUUCCAAGCUAUCAAAAAUGCAAUUGACAGAUUGCCAAAGAAUCCAAGUUGUGGGUCCCUGGAGUUGUUCAAUUUGCAGAGAUCCUCAAGUUCUGAACUGCCGAGUCACUGCCACAUCGAUAGAAAAGAACAGAAACCAGAACACAGGAAGUCCUUCAUGUUUCGACUGCACCACAGUGCUUCUGAUACAAGUGACAAGAAUCGCGUGAAGAGCAGACUGAAGAAGUUCAUCUCCAGAAGACCUUCUCUGAAAACUUUGCAGGAAAAGGGACUCAUUAAAGAUCAAAUUUUUGGCUCUCAUCUGCACACAGUGUGUGAACGAGAACAUUCCACAGUUCCAUGGUUUGUAAAGCAAUGCAUUGAAGCUGUUGAAAAAAGAGGCCUAGACGUUGAUGGAAUUUAUCGAGUUAGUGGCAAUCUUGCAACAAUACAGAAGUUAAGAUUUAUUGUCAACCAAGAAGAGAAGCUGAAUUUGGAUGACAGCCAGUGGGAGGACAUCCACGUCGUCACCGGAGCACUGAAGAUGUUUUUCCGGGAGCUGUCUGAACCGCUCUUCCCUUACAGUUUCUUUGAGCGGUUUGUGGAGGCGAUCAGGUCAACGCGUGUACUCCCAGUCCCUGCCUUGAUAUUUUCAGAAUUGCACUGUUUGCAGACAAAGAGAUCUUGCAAGGGAACCUAAAUAUAUUAAAUAUUGUGUUUCAUUAAAUAUGUGUUAAAUCAUCAGUUCCAUCUCUUGGCUCCCUCAGUUGUUCCCUCACCAACAACAGUAACUAUCUAGAGUUGGCUUCUGGGUAAUGUAUAAGGUUAAGUGUCAGCAGGUUUCCUGGAAUGGGUACUCCAUGAAACUUCUCUUGCUGAUGUAUUACUUUCUCAUUUAUAAAAGGGAUGAUCUAAAGUGAAAUGGUAUGAACGAACAAAUGAAUGAACAAAUGAAUGAAUGAAUGAAUAAAUGAAUGAAUGAAAUAGCUUCCUGUAAGGAAACUUUUGCUGUAGAUACUUGGAAAAACAAACACUUGAAUAUCACUAAGCUUAAUAUCAUCGGGUACAUUUCCUAUAAUUGUGACAGCUUGGAAACAUCUCCUGGCAAGCAGGCUGAUAUAAGAAGGACAGAGAAAGAAAGAAAAAAGAAAGGUAAAAUUAAAAACCUUGCAAGCCUGGCAGGAGCUUAAUUAAAGUACCAACAAGAAAAAUCUCCAAGGAAAAAUGUUCCACUUAGGAGGUCUGAUCUUGGAUGCUGUGUGUGAAGGGUUCCCAGUAGUAGGAGUGAGGACUUGGGGGCCAAUGCUGGAAAAAAAAGCCCUUCAAUGUGCCCUUUCAGUCUUGUUUUUUUCACUGGGAAAAAUUCUUCACACUUUUAAAGCUUUGUGAAAUGAAAUCAAUAGUAUGAAGACGAGGGUUUUCCCUCCCAGUCUCUCCUUCAGCCUGCUCACAGUUUCAGAUUGUCUUGUUGUCUGCCUAUUGUUUAAGGACAUAAGAGUAUUCCUGACUGGGGGCUAGGGUAAGCCUAGAGUUUUAAUCCCUCUGGAGAGGAAUGAUUUAUAGUUCUUAGGUUCCCUAACCUACAACUUAAAAGGAAUAAUAAAGAACUUGUAAGCAAGCAUGCAUCCCAUUCACCAGUCUGAUGUCCUAAAUUCAUACAUGCGCAUACACUGGGAGAGCAACCUGGGAAACUGUAAAGAGUUCUGUGCAGACGCCUUUCUUAAUUGUGUAUAUUUAGUAGUAUGCAUGCCACAUUUCGACCUCUAUACUUCUAAGUGACAAUUAUCUCAUCUGGAAACAUACCGGCAUAUUUGCUGAGCAGGGGAAUAUUGUAUAAGAUACCCAUCAAUUAGGCUUCCUACUUCCUUUAGUUUACAUGAUUCCAAAGAUAUUAGUGAGCCAUUCCCAUGGGCUAAGCAUAUGGAAAACGGGUCCUCAGAGCUCAUUUGGGUAUGUGCCCUUUGAACCCCUGCAAGAAAUGUGGUCAUUUCUAAGAUAUUUUAGAGUUAAACCUGAACUGGACCUAGUUUUAGCAAUACAGGCAAUGAUUAGAACUGAACAGCUGAGAGGAGACAGGCAGCAUUCUUAGGAAUGGCUUAGAGAGAGCCUCUGCAAACAGUUAUGAAAUAGCUAAUGGUGCAAAUGAAGAUCAUGUUUAAUAAAGUCUGCUUAAAAAUUCAAUAUAUUGUACACAUACUGGCAGUAGCUUUCCAGGUGAUCUGUGUUGAGAAAGCAAUCUGAAACUGAAGAGAUAGAAUAUCCCCCACUAAAAUUCAUAUGUUGAAGGCCCUGAGAGGUAGGGCCUUUGGAAGGUGAUAAGGUGUAAGGCAGAGUACUCCUGAUAAGGUUAACACCUUUAUAACAGAAGCCCUAGGGACUGUGAGGCAGUUCAGAAGGUAAAGAUGCUCAUUACCAAGCUUUCAGACUUGCAUUUGAUCUCUGAAACCCAUCUAGUAGAAGGAGACAACUGACUCCUACAAGUGUCAUCUGACUUUCAUGUAUAUAUCAUGGCACAUUCAUAAUGAAACAUAGACAGAU
This is a messenger RNA of Mus musculus (house mouse), 3195 nucleotides long. It is a transcript of the gene Arhgap15, whose product is annotated as Rho GTPase activating protein 15. Gene Ontology annotation, cellular component: cytoplasm; membrane; plasma membrane. Gene Ontology annotation, molecular function: GTPase activator activity. The record is from RefSeq and is a predicted model, not a curated record. The transcript is spliced from 13 exons. NCBI's taxonomy places the organism in Eukaryota, Metazoa, Chordata, Mammalia, Rodentia, Muridae. The coding region runs from base 116 to 1357 and encodes 413 amino acids. Gene Ontology annotation, biological process: signal transduction.